Messenger RNA from Arabidopsis lyrata subsp. lyrata, 637 nucleotides. Its product is annotated as myosin-11. The annotation marks the transcript as partial. Lineage: Eukaryota; Viridiplantae; Streptophyta; Magnoliopsida; Brassicales; Brassicaceae. The transcript has 6 exons. The record is from RefSeq and is a predicted model, not a curated record.
UUUAAUAGUCUUUUGUUAAGACGGGAGUGUUGUUCAUUUAGCAAUGGGGAAUACGUGAAAGCAGGAUUGGCUGAAUUGGAGCACUGGUGUUACAAUGCAACAGAUGAAUAUGCGGGUUCUUCUUGGGAUGAGCUGAAGCAUAUCAGACAGGCCAUCGGGUUUCUGGUCAUACACCAAAAACCUAAAAAAACCUUGGACGAGAUAAGUCAUGAGCUGUGUCCGGUGCUCAGCAUUCAACAACUAUACCGAAUUAGUACAAUGUAUUGGGACGACAAGUACGGAACUCACAGUGUAUCGCCAGACGUGAUAGCAAAUAUGAGGGUACUAAUGACAGAAGAUUCAAACAAUGCUGUUAGCAACUCUUUUCUAUUGGAUGACGAUUCUAGCAUUCCUUUCUCGGUUGAUGAUCUGUCGAAAUCGAUGGAGCGGAUAGAGAUUGGAGAUGUAGAACCACCGCCUCUCAUCCGAGAGAAUUCUGGUUUUAGCUUUCUAUUGCCAUGUUCUGACUAAUAAAAGAUAAAUUGGUUCAAUAAGUUUACACCACCACUGUGUAGUUGUGAUAAUCCUUCUCUUUUGAAUAGAGGUGUCAAUAAGUUAAACUUUGAUUAUAUAUUAAGAAUUCAAACUUUUUGAAGCA